AUGAAAUUCCUGGUGUUUGCUGCAUUGAUCGUUGUCAGUGCUGGCUCGAUUAUGCAAUAUCCAGCAAAGAUUGGUGACUUUAUCGAGAUCCCAUUUGGUCCUGAUGCAAGGACUUGGAAACGACAACUCAAUGGCGGAGAAGUGCAGUUCUUGAAAGCUUGCGCCAACAGCGAUAACUCGGAUCGAUGCACGCAUUGGUCGGAUGAGGAUGGAGUCGUUUUAUUGUCAAGUCCAAAAUCAAGAGCUUUCAACAAUGGGACGCUUCACAUUUAUCACUUUGGAAAGUCGGAUGUUGGUACUUAUUCAAGUCCUGAGAUCAAGGGGCGGACAUUUUCGGUCCCUGGUGGAGGCAUUGGUGGAGUUGCCGGACCUGUCGUCGACGUCUUCAUCCAAGAA
Messenger RNA from Mesorhabditis belari, 396 nucleotides. NCBI's taxonomy places the organism in Eukaryota, Metazoa, Nematoda, Chromadorea, Rhabditida, Rhabditidae. The record is from the annotation of a GenBank genome assembly.